AUAUUCUCUUUGUCCGUUUGUUUCUUAUUGGUUUGGAAUAGAAAUUAAAAAGGUCGAAUAAUUAUUUUAAUUAUAAGCCGUUAUUAUUGCAAAAAUAAUCAUCAAACCCAGGGUUUCUGACAGAGAAGUGAGAACUUAAACUAAAAAGUUAUAAUCAUGACUGCACAGGGUAAUAAUGAAUACCCGAAGGCUUCCAAUGCAACCCUAAUUGGAGCAAGUAUAACAUAUAUAGCAGGAUUGUUUCUGCUAUUGUCUUUUGCGGGACCUUAUUGGAUAGAGUCUUAUCCAGAGAUGUUCUCUUCAUUCAAGCAUAUGGGUCUUUGGGAGUAUUGCUUUGAACGUUUCAGAUUUCCGUCCUAUCAGUAUGACAAAUAUUUUCAUGGAUGCCAUUAUAUUUUUAGUCAAGAGCUGUAUGUUAUCCGGGAAUGGCUGCUGCCGGGUUGGCUGAUGGCAGUGCAGACAUUUGUGACUCUUGGACUGAUAAUGUCAUUCAUGGCCCAAGUUCUGCUGGCCUGUGUGAUUGUGCGGAUGCCACUCCGCACUGUUUUGAGAUAUGAAUGGAUCUUUGUUUCUUUCUCCUUCAUAAUGGUGGCAUUAUCAAGUGUAUUCCUGUUUUUGGCUGUGGCUAUAUUCGGAGGCAACUGCUACCGCCGUGAUUGGCUCCUGUAUCCUUCUUUUAAUGUUUUAUCGUGGUCAUAUGUAUUUGCUGUUAUUGCCUGCAUAUUGUUUGGUUUGGCAGCAGUCCUGCUGUUCCUGGAGGCGCGCAAGUUGUUCGAGAUGCGCUUGGAGGCGAAGAACCUCGUGGCUCAGAUGCAGCACAGCCAGCCCGAGCACGCGCUGCAUCAGCUACGCCACCAGCUGCACCAACAGCAGCAAAUCGGUUACUUCAGGAAUUAAUUACUUUUUUGGCGCACCAUAUGCUACUUACAGAGGUCGUCGUACCCUACGAUUCCAUUAGCCUAACAAACAAAGACCAUCGGAGUGAUUCACUUACUCGAUGAUCAACACUGAUUAAGCCACCAAGCUUGUUUAACAUUUAUUUUUAAUCCAUAGAAGGUUUUUGACUGAAAAUUAUUUUAAAAAUCACCAACCAUUGUCAAAUGAGCUCGGUGGAUAUCAGUCAGUGUUUAUCACUGAGUUUGCGUUCCCACUCCCCCAAUCCCACUGGUUAAAAGACAAAAUUUGUUGUGUAUACAUACUCAAUACUAGCCUGUACAGUGUACAUCCGAUUAGUUUAACAUUAACAAUGCAUUUAAAACAAUGGUUUAAUCACACCAUAUUUGUAAUUAGUGCAUUUUAUCAGUAAGACUGAUUUUUUAACUGAGUUUUAACAAGUUCAAUACAAAACUUUGAAAAUGUCCAAUUGAGUACACUGUUUUAUUAAUAUUCGAUUUUGUUAAUAUAAAAAAGGCUGUGGGGCAGACCACAUAGUUAUUUAAUGAGUUUAUAUAGUGUAAUUUUUGCUUCGCAAUGUUCUAUGAGACCCCGUUUAAGACGUAAGUAUUGUCAGGGUUUUAAUUUACAAUAGAUUUCAAGCUAUAUCACACAAAUUAAAAUUACCUACUGUGAUUAAAUUUUACACACUUCAUUAGAUUCAAUAAUAAUAAUGAUACCAAAUAGUUAUUAUAUUAAUGCAAUGGUAAAUAUUGACCUUAAUAAUUUGAUUUGAUGAUUUGAGCUUGUAAAAUAUUACCAAAUUUUGAUUAUGUAGGUAUGAACUACAAACUAACUGAAAAAAAAUCCAUCUCUGAAUCAAUAAAAGACAAUCUAGUAUUAUUUUUGUACUAAUGAGAAUUUUAGCAUUAAGAUAUUCAUUUGAAUGUAUUUAUAAGUAUACAUACCGUAUGUAAUAUUUUUGUAUUUACUGAUGUCCUAAAAGGCGAAAAAAAGAAUAACUUAAAAAAAUAUUUUUGAAUCUCAUUUUGAAAUAUUUCCGUCCAAAAAAACGAAACAUUCAACUAAAAGUUGAUAGCAACUCUCUUACUCUUUAGUCUUUAGGUAUUGCAUUGAAGAUGCAUUUGGAAACUCUUCUAUUUUAUAUAAUAUUUUACCUUACUUCUGGCUUUACUGGUAGUAAGUAGCCACAGAUGUGCCUCCUACCAGACAAACUAUAACUAGUCACUCUAGUUUUUUUAACUGUUUUCUCACAAAUGUAUUGAUGGACGUUGUAUGAUACACGGGAGUUAUGGUUAAUACCAACUUGCAACGAUGGAAACUCUCGCCUACAGCUCGGGCUUAUAACCGCAGCUCGUUUCCAAUAACCUACUUCCCGCCCUUGGAUCAAAAUGCACUAUGGCAGACAAAAUAUCUUAAACACACGUCUUAAUAUAAUCUUUGAAAUGCAAAUAAUAAUUAUUAUUAUUACUCUCCAGAUUCCUAUUAAGUAUUUUUAAAGAAUUUAGAAUUGUAUAAAACACUUCACACCGAUAUUAAAAUCACGUAAUAAUUAAAGUUGGCAAUUAACGAACUACUUAACUGCACGAGUGCAUUAUAUGCUAAUUGCGUGAGUAAUUCUACAAAUAAGGAUGUAGGUACUUAUAUAUAUUUUUCUAUCACUUAAGCGAUUUUUACAAAAAAAAACCUAUUUAUUGGCAAUUUUCAGACAGUUUAUUUAUGUGUUGUUUAUGUGCCACAUGAUUAUUAUUUAUUUAAAAGAUACUUUUCAGUUUUAGUUUUUUUAUAUUUAAACUUAGUAAAUAGAUAUUAUGGUAGUAAUAGUAGGUAUUAUAGUGUCUGAGUUUAUUCAUAAUAUUAUGUUUUUUAGUUAAGUACGUAUAUUAUCUUAAUUAAUAUAGUAGAUUUUUCCGUGGGUUGUAUUUCAAGACUUGUUUAUUUUGGUGAUUUCAUGUAUUUAAUUAAAGGCCAUAAAACAUUAUUCUAACUAAUAAUAUGUUCAAUAUUAAAUAUUUUAUUAUUGAAUGAGUUGCUAUUGAUAUGAAAUUUAUAUUUUUUAACAGUCAUCAAAAUUGCACUUUAAUUUAAGAUGUUUAAGAUUUUCAUCAAUAAAGGUAUAUUUUUAUAUCUAA
This is a messenger RNA of Maniola jurtina (meadow brown), 3026 nucleotides long. RefSeq lists its product as uncharacterized. The transcript has 5 exons. Lineage: Eukaryota; Metazoa; Arthropoda; Insecta; Lepidoptera; Nymphalidae. Gene Ontology annotation, cellular component: membrane; septate junction. The coding region runs from base 157 to 897 and encodes 246 amino acids. Gene Ontology annotation, biological process: septate junction assembly; regulation of tube size, open tracheal system. The record is from RefSeq and is a predicted model, not a curated record.